CAGAGAGCUCUAGCCCACUGGGGGAGGCAGGGGCACCCGGGGACGAGAGGACCAUGUCUGGACUGCGGCUCCUCAGUCCGGUGGAGGCGGGAACCUACGCCACCCACCAGCAGGCUUCUUGAAGGCAUCACUCCCACCUCCAGCUGCCCUCAGCCAAACAUUCGCAUUGCCAGCCCCUCUCCUCCCACCCCUGCGAACAUGGAGAGCCUCAAUGACGUGCACAACCCGCUGCUGGCCAGGAGCAACGGUCACCUCGCCAACUCGUAUCCAUUCCGGGAAGACUCCCCGACUUGGGACUGCCAGCAGAAGUUCUACUCCUACUUCUUUGGCGGAGCUGGCCAGGCCAGAGCCCACCAGCUGUUAGACGCGGGGUCCCUGCAGCUGGCUGUCGAGGCACUGUAUGGGUCCAACUUUCUCCUCAUGAAGGACAAAACAAAGGAGUGGAAAGCAGAGAGCUGUGAGACCACCUUCACUGAAGGCAAGGAGUCCCAAGCCUGUCCCUCCGAAGAAGUCCAGAAACUCAGCCAGACUGAAGAGGAGGCCAAGAUUCAGACAGUAUCCUUUGAAGUGGAAGAUGAGUUUCUGGAGGUGGAGGAAGAAGAUGAUGAUGAGAGUGACUCCUCCAGUGCCAGUGAGAGCGAAGACGGUUUUCUGACUCUCCCACCCCGGGACCACCUGGGGCUAGCCAUCUUCUCCAUGCUCUGCUGCUUCUGGCCUUUGGGCAUUGCUGCCUUCUACUUCUCACAAAGGACCAGCAAGGCCAUCUCCAAAGGGGACUUUCACCUGGCCAGCACAACUUCUCGACGGGCCCUCUUCCUGGCCAUCCUCUCCAUCACACUUGGCACUGGUGUCUACAUUGCAGUGGUGGUGGCACUGGUGGCUUACUUGUCCAAGAGCAGCCAGGGCUAGCGGGACCUGGGUUGCCCCCCUUGAGCAACACUCAAUCCCUCCCUCGUCAGUGGUUCAGGAGAGCCCUGAAUCUCUCCAUCCAUGGGUACUAGUACCACAGGUAUCCUGGUGUUCCCAGACGAGAGCCAGAAGCCCUGGACUCUCAAUUUCUAACAUAAACCCCAGAAGGAUCUGGGGAAGAGAAUGCUAUCAGAAUCACAUCAGUCUAGCCUCAGAAACUCUUGAUCUCACCUCAUUAUAUUUAGUUCUCCCCUCAUAUAGGCCCCCACUCAAAUAAGGGGUACAAAGUUUAUUCCAUGGGCUCCCUUUUCUUGUCCUCCAACUCUGUCAAAGAUGUCACAGUGGUCAAUGCCCUAAUCAAGUUAUGCCAGGCCUAGUACUAGCUCUGGCACGAGAGCAAGUCUGAAACACACACACAUCUCAUUUCCACCCAUUUCUGUCUCUGCUGGAGACAACUCCACAUACAUUGAAAACUGCUAACUCCCUCAUCCUCCCAAGUCUCAAGGGAAGGGAGAGGAACAUGGAAGAAUGAUGGAAUUGCUUGAUUUUUGAGGUUGCAGGAAAAAGUAGGGGAUCUGAUCAAAACCACAUGACAGCCACCUGACGUUCAAUCAAGCUGGAAACAGACCUGAUCACCCCAACACAUGGAUCUUGAAUUUCCCAUUUGGCUAUGACAAAAUGGAUGCAUUCCCAUUUGCUUUUCUCUCGCCAAAUAUGGGAAAUAUCCAUUUCAAUUCAAUUAAACAAAUAUUUAUUAAAUUCCUGCCCUGUGCUUUGCACAGGCUAGGUACUGAAGGAGAUAUAAAAUUUAAAGAAUGCGUAUCUUUUAUCUUCAUGGAAUUUUACACUCUAGUAAUCUUUGAUAUAUUAUGUAAUGUUUCCUUUUGCCACCUGGUGAACUAUGGUUGAGCUGUGAACAGAAAAUUAAUGAUUGGUCAUUAAAAAACUUUAAAAAAUG
This is a messenger RNA of Sarcophilus harrisii (Tasmanian devil), 1867 nucleotides long. RefSeq names its product synapse differentiation inducing 1 like (gene SYNDIG1L). The transcript is spliced from 4 exons. Gene Ontology annotation, cellular component: intracellular membrane-bounded organelle; membrane. Lineage: Eukaryota; Metazoa; Chordata; Mammalia; Dasyuromorphia; Dasyuridae. Bases 199 to 909 code for a protein of 236 amino acids. The record is from RefSeq and is a predicted model, not a curated record.